Molecule: messenger RNA, 631 nt
Organism: Trichosurus vulpecula (common brushtail)
Lineage: Eukaryota; Metazoa; Chordata; Mammalia; Diprotodontia; Phalangeridae
Product: slit homolog 2 protein-like
Exons: 5
Coding region: 119-631 (170 amino acids)
Molecular function (GO): protein binding
Source: RefSeq, a predicted model, not a curated record
GUCCUCUGGAUUGACGCUUUGAAUCUGUAUCUCCAAUUUUGGGGAUUGUUCCCUGGGGGCGAGGGUGGAGUGGUAUCUUCAAGGGCUUGUUGGAGAAAGACCAGACAGGAGGAGGAAGAUGUGUGGCUUCGGCUUUAAGAAGCUGUCCCUGUCGUUGGGAUUAGUGCUGGUAGUUCUGAGCAAGGUGGCGCCGCAGUCGUGCCCGGCGCAAUGCUCUUGCUCCGGGAGCACAGUAGACUGUCAUGGGCUUGCGCUGCGCAGCGUGCCGAGGAAUAUCCCUCGCAACACCGAGAGGCUGGACUUGAAUGGAAAUAACAUCACGAGAGUCACAAAGACUGAUUUUGCUGGCCUUAGACACCUCAGAGUUCUUCAGCUUAUGGAGAAUAAGAUUAGUACUAUCGAAAGAGGAGCAUUUCAGGACCUUAAGGAACUGGAGAGACUGCGCUUAAACAAAAAUAACCUUCAGCUGUUUCCUGAGUUGCUGUUUCUUGGGACUUCGAAGUUAUACAGGCUAUCAUUUGAAUUGUUAGUACAUUUCAUUAAUACAGUGACAAGUGGAAACUUCUCUGUUCUUUGUGAUAAGAAGACAAUUGGUGUCACAAACUUGGGUCUUCUGGGUGAUGAACAAUAA